AUGAAUUUCAGACGUCGGGCGAACGAAUGAAUUUUUACGGGCAGAGCGCAUCUACCACAGUCACCCAGAUGGAGUAAAUAUAUAUAUACCUUCAAGCGGUACAAAUCAAAAUAUUUGAUCAAUGCGUUUUUCCUUUUGUAAUUCGUUUGCCUGGCUUGAUAAUGAAUCGCAAUUGUCUCGUUAUGUCUUAAAGUGCAAACGCUGGAAACCCGUAUAUUGCAGUUGCGCUUCCCGGAUGGUUUAUCCCCUGCUAACCUGCUACCUUACUAGCAACAUUAAAGGUUAGUCUAAGGCCCGAGGACGCAGCUUCGUGGGGCUCGUCUUUGCAAAGGAGGCUGACAAGGACUGUGGAUUUUUGUACAGAACCGCAGGCGAUGUGUAAAGUGACGAAGGGCAGUGGGAUCUGCAUGUUAAAUGAACGGAAAGAGGCGGCUUAUUCUUAUUUCCUUCCUUAGGCCUCUGUUUCACUUAUCUGAAUUAUCUGACUGAAAACCACACCACGGAGCGCAGAUAAAAGAGUCAUCAGACACCAAGUAACGAAGCAGCGCAUCUGACGGAAGAACAAGCAGAACCGGCGAGGAGAGGAGCGGCGUUUGGGUGCUGAUGAGAAGGAGCGAGAGAAGUGCAACGCAGAUGAAAAGUUUGAUGCAACUAACAGGCACAUGAGAGAAUCAGUGGAGUUGACACUGACUGAAUUGUGUCUCACACCGCGCAUCGGCAAGACGCUGAGGUGUACGGACGGAUGGGUGCUCCGGUCUCCUUCCCAUCCCAGCUCCGUAGCAGCUUGCGAUGGUAACAUUCGUAACCGAGCACAUCAAGAGCCCGAGUCUGGACAGCGAAACGCGCCGCACGGCUUUCUCCCCUGAUCUGUGUACAGUGGACCCCGACAGCCCAGGAAUUUGCCGUUCCACAUAUGGAUUGAUGCCAGAAAGCAGCUAUUGGCAGCUGUGCCCUCCUCCCAAGCCUGGCCUGCAGGGGGCGCUCAGCUCCAGUUUCCCCCCUAACCCGGUUCCCCUGGGCCCUCCCACGGCCUCCCUCCCCGAGAGGGAUGGCUCCCGGCAGCUUGCGGUCCCCAGCCCUCCGGCAGGCGGCCCACCCCUGGGCGGAGCUCCGGCCCCGCCUCCGGUCCCCCCGCCGCCCCCGGUUCCGCCGGCCCCCCCGCCUCCCUCCAAGCGGCACUGCCGCUCGCUGUCGGUACCCGAGGACCUGGCACAGUGCCGCCUCACUUGGAGGCCCAGCGCCUCCAAGAUCUGGACGCCGGUAAAGAGGCGCUGCCAGAGUGGGGAGUGUGCAGGGGGGGCGUGUCCUCUGCGGGCGUCGCCCAAGCCGGCUCUGCACUCCUCCUCCAGCCCCACUUUCUACAGCCUGGCACUGAGCCCCGACUCGCCGCUGCCCUGGGGUUUCCCCUGGGAUCCUGCCGACGCCUCCGCCACCACCGCCGUCGCCACUGGCGGCAGCAGUAGCUGCUGCUGCUUCUUCGCUCCGCCGUACUCCUGCUCCUCCUCACCCUCCGCCCUCUCCGCGCCACCAGCCGCCCAGCGCCGCUUCUCUCUCUCACCGGUGCACAUCCUGGAGGCCGCCGCCCACUUCCUGCCGCCGGGCCCGGCCCCGCCCCGCGCCGCCUCUGCCGCUGCUGCCGCCGCCCGCCCGUGGGCUGUGCCCCCGUCGCCCUCGUCCGCCUGCAGCACGCCCUGCUCGCUGCGCCGCGCCACGCCACCGCAGCACCCUCGAUGCCACUCGCAGCCCUGCGAUCUGCUCCUGCGCAAGCCGGGCCUGAAGCGCCGCCGUGACCCGGAAACGAGGCCCUGCGCCCGGCCCGAGCUCGACUUCAGCAAGAUGACGCAGACUCGGAGUAGUGACCCGCUGAGCCUCAUGGAACAAGGCAGGCUGGGCUACAGCGAGGACUAUGGGGGCGCGGAGCCAUUUUGGAGGGACUUCCGCGGGUCGUUUUCCCCGGCUGAGGGGCUGGGGCGAACGAGCAUCGGGCCACUGAGCGAGAGCGAAGAGGAAGGGGAGGAAGAAGAGGGCGAGGAAGAAGAGGAGGAGGAGGAGGAAGCUAAAGGUAGCAAUGAAGGGGGGCAGCAAAGUGUUUUUGAGAGGGACUGUACGGAUCUGGACCUGACCCUCAUUGAGGAGAAUUAAUACGGUUCGUGGGAUGUCCAUUCUCCAUCGCCAGCAUCCGAAGCUCUGCUUCCGUUGCCUCAGUCCGCUUCCUCCAUGUGGGAAGGGGCUCUCAGGAACUCGGCUGCCCUUCAGGCGGACACAAGCAGGGUCAAAAAAGAAAAAAAAGAAAAAAAAAAGAUGAGACAUUACCGAGAAGAAUGAAUGCAGAUCGCCCCAUUCGCUGUUCCUGCAAAGGAAUCCAUUCCGUGACCCGGGGAAGUCAGGUGCCGCAAUGCUAACCAAUUGGAGUGCUGGAAAAGCGAGACGUUCCUACGCCGUGUAUUAUGGGUAUAAUGUCCUCCACUAUCCCACUGCGAACUGACAGAGAGGAACAUGGCGGUAGACUGUCGUGGCUGGUGCAGCCAUUCACGUGUUCCUUCCAUCUAUCCACCAUCACUUUCUCCUACUUGUGUGAUUUGGAGUUUAUUUUCUUUUUGUAGCAAAAGACUUUUACUUUUUAUAUACUGGAUUUCUUUUUUUGUUUCCAGUUGUGAAUAUAAAGAGAUGUCUGUACCACAUUGCACACUUCCAUUUCUGCAGUUCUUUCUACCCUCUAUUAAUGUCCCCUGGGAGUCUGCAUAAGCCUUAAGAAAACACCGGAUUUGUUUUCGCAGUAUUACAAAUUGGAACUUGUAGGUGUUCUAUGGGUUAUUUGAUAUUUUCUGCUGUUUUUCUUAAUCUGUAUGACCUCAUUUUUUUGCUGGGAAAAAAAAAUGGAUAAUGGACUGUAUUUGGAAGGUUUAAUGAACUGAAAGAGCUGCCAUUGUAUUCUGAGGGCACAAAGUACUGUUGUGUUGUACAGUGAUUGUUUGGUUAAUACCAUUGUUUUUAUUUUUAUUUAUUUUAUUUGUCAAGGUGCCACCUAGGAGGAGGAGUGAGAUGUUGGUAUCUUUAUGGAGAUUUUUUUUAUGUGUUACAGAAUUGCAGUUUGUGUACAAAUAAAGUUUAUUGAAGAUUAUUUUACAAUGAAAGAGAA
This is a messenger RNA of Brienomyrus brachyistius, 3139 nucleotides long. Its product is annotated as protein FAM53C-like. The transcript is spliced from 9 exons. Gene Ontology annotation, cellular component: nucleus. NCBI's taxonomy places the organism in Eukaryota, Metazoa, Chordata, Actinopteri, Osteoglossiformes, Mormyridae. The record is from RefSeq and is a predicted model, not a curated record. The coding region runs from base 790 to 2142 and encodes 450 amino acids. Gene Ontology annotation, biological process: protein import into nucleus.